CUCUCUUUCUUCUCCUAAAAUCUGAUUCACAUCUUCAACUCUGUGUUACAAAGAAACCUACUCUUCAAACCACCACUCUCAUCCUCUGCAGAAACUGAUUUUCUUAUAUAAGCUCAGUGCAACACAAUCUGCUUUGAGAACGCUAGUCCUAAAGCUAUCAACUCCAUCUCAGUCUCAUCCUCUGCAGAAACUCAUUUUCUUAGAUCAGCCCAGAGCAACGCAAUAUAUAACCCUAUAAAAGACUCCAACGCAUUAAGCGAGAACUGUCAAAUUCAUACAAGGUAAAAAAGGACUAAUCGUAAGAAAACAAUUAAGACGGAAGCGUCCAUUAUCAAGGCAUCAUGGAUACAAUUGUCUCUACAACUACUGAAAGUGCACUUAAUAUUACAGCAAGUAUGGUCAAACGACAAGUGGGUUACUAUUUUAAUUACAAAGACAAAUUUAAAGAGUUGGAAUCUUACAUUGAGAAGUUGGAACAUAAUAAGGAGAGACUACAACAUCAAGUUGAUAGUGCACUAAGGAGUGGAGAAGAAAUUGAAAAUGACGUUCAACAUUGCUUAACGCUCAUUGAUGAGAAGAUAAAAGAAUAUAAAAGUUGUAUUAAUGAUGAAUGUCAUGCAAAGACAAUUUGCUCAAUUGGUUUCUUUCCAAAUAAUUUCCGACUGAGGUAUCAACUGGGUAGAAAGGCUACAAAGAUGGUUGAGGAAAUCAUAGGAGACGAGCUUUGGAAAACUUCUUUUGACAAUGUUUCGUACCAAGAACUUCCAUCCAUUGAUGCUACUUUUUCAAACAAUGGUUAUGAAAGUUUUGCAUCAAGAAAUAAAACUAUGGAGAUGAUCAUGAAAGCACUGCAAGACUCUACAGUUGGUAUGAUUGGAGUUUAUGGGCCUGGUGGUGUGGGUAAGACUACUUUACUCAAAGAAAUUGCUAACAAAGCACGAGAAAAGAAGUUGUUCAAGAUAGUGAUCAUAGCGAAUAUUACAGGAAAUCCUGACUUCAAAAAAAUUCAAGAGCAAAUUGCUGGUAUGCUAGGAAUGAAAUUAGAAGAGGAAAGUGAGAUUGCAAGAGUAGAUCGUAUUCGAAAGAGGUUAAAGAAUGAAAAGGAGAACACCCUUAUUAUCCUUGAUGAUCUUUGGGGUGGAUUGGACUUUAAUAAACUUGGGAUUCCAUGUAAUGAUGAUGCAAGCCAACAAGAAGUCAAUGAUAUGUCUGAUUUUGGUUCCAACAAUGACAUAUCUGAUUUUGGUUCCAACAAUGACAUAUCUGAUUAUGGAUAUAAUAAGACAGAAAUGAAAGAGUUGUCAAAAGUUGAUUUGGAUAAGAUGAAAAAGGAAAAGUUGUCUAAGGAUUAUAGAGGAGGGAAAAUUCUUCUAACAUCUAGAAAUAAACAAGUAUUAUGUAAUGAAAUGGAUGUGCAAGAAAGCUCAAUUUUUUCGGUAGGAGUCCUUGAUGAAAAGGAAUCAGAGACUUUGCUUAAGAAAGUUGCUGGUGUGAAAAAUUCUGAGUUUGAUAAGAAUGCUACUGAAAUUGCCAAAUGGAGUGCUGGGUUUCCAAUAGCCUUAGUUUCCAUAGGAAGGACACUAAAGAAUAAAAGCUUAUCCACAUGGGAAGAUGUUUGUCAACAAAUUAAAAGACAAAAUUUUACAUCAGAAUGGGGAUUUACGGACUUCUCGAUAAAGUUGAGCUAUGAUCAUCUAAAAAAUGAGGAGCUUAAGUGUAUUUUCUUACACUGUGCAAGAAUGGGAAAUGAUGCUUUGAUUAUGGACUUGGUGAAAUUUUGUGUUGGCUUGAAUUUGCUUCCAGGAGUGCACACAAUUACAGAUGCUAGGAAAAGAGUAAAGGAGAUGAUACAAGAGCUAGAAGAGUCGAGUUUGUUGGUGAAAAGUUAUUCUAUUGACCGCUUCAACAUGCAUGACAUUGUGCGAGAUGUUGCUCUUUCAAUAUCAUCCAAGGAAAAACAUGUGCUUUAUAUGAAAAAUGCAAUACUUGAUGAGUGGCCUCACGAAAAUGACUUUGAAAGGUACCCUGCCAUUUUUAUACACUUCUGUGACAUCAAUGAUGAGCUUCCUGAGAGUAUACAUUGUCCUCGACUUGAAGUCUUACAUAUUGACAAUAAAAAUGAAUCUUUUGAAAUACCAGAUGAAUUUUUUAAAUCUAUGGUUCGACUCAGAGUGUUGAUACUGACUGGUAUUAAUUUAUCUUGCUUACCUUCAUCAAUUAAAUGCCUAAAAAAGUUGAGAAUGCUUUGUUUGGAGCAAUGCACUUUAGGAGAGAACCUAUCAAUCAUUGGUGAGUUGAAGAAUUUAAGAAUCCUUACUUUUUCAGGAUCUAAUAUAGAAAAUUUGCCUCUUGAAUUUGGGCAAUUGGAUAAGCUUCAAUUUCUUGACAUAAGCAAUUGCCUAAAACUAAGACAAAUAACUUCCAAUAUCAUACCGAGGAUGGCCAUUUUAGAGGAGUUUUAUAUCAGAGACAACUUGAUUAUAUGGGAGGCUGAAGAGAAUAUGAAAAGUGAAAGUGCUAGUCUCUCUGAGUUGAGGCACUUGAAUCAGUUACAAAAUCUAGACAUACACAUCCAUAGUUCUUCACAUUUUCCGCAGAAUUUGUUUUUUGACAGGUUGAAUAGUUACAAGAUUGUCAUUGGUGAAUUCAACUUGUUCAACUUGCUUAAAGUGGGAGAAUUCAAAGUCCCUGACAAGUAUGAGGAGGUGAAAUUUUUGGCAUUAAACCUAAAAGAAGGUAUUGAUAUUCAUUCUGAAAAAUGGAUUAAAAUGUUGUUCAAAAGUGUUCAAUGUUUGUUGUUGGGAGAACUCAAUGAUGUUGAAGAUAUUUUUUAUGAAUUAAACGUUGAAGGAUUUCCAAAUUUGAAACAUUUAUCCAUUGUAAACAAUUUUGGCAUUAAGUAUAUUAUCAAUCCAAGGGAGCGGUUUCACUCUUUAGUCGCUUUUCCAAAAUUAGAGUCCAUGUGGCUUUACAAAUUGGAUAAUUUGGAAAUAAUAUGUGCCAAUCAGCUUGUACGGACCUCUUUCCGCAAUUUAAAGGUCAUCAAGAUUCAAACAUGCAUUAAAUUGGUAAACCUUUUCCUAUUUUCUAUGGUUAGACUACUCACUGUGCUUGAAACAAUUGAAGUGUGCGAUUGUGAUUCUUUGAAGGAAAUAGUUUCAAAAGAAAUUCAAACUCAUACUAUCAGCGACGAUAAGAUUGAGUUUCCCCAGUUACGACUUUUAACAUUGAAGUAUCUACCAACAUUUAUUCAUUUAUAUAAUGUUGACAAGAUUCCUGUUGGUGCACACUCGUUGCAAGACCAAGUAUUCCAACAAAGAAACAAAGAUAUUGUUGUUGAGGUAGAGCACAGGAACACCAAUUCUUGUCUUCCACUCUUCAAUGAAAAGGUCUCAACUCCCAAAUUAGAAUGGUUGGAGUUAUCCUCCAUCAACAUUCAUAAGAUAUGGAGUGACCAAUGUAACCAUUAUUUUCAAAAUUUGCUUACAUUGAAUGUGACAGAUUGUGGUAAUUUAAAGUAUUUAUUGUCAUUCUCCGUGGCUAGAAGUUUGGUGAAUCUUCGAAGCCUUUCUGUAAAGGACUGUGAAAUGAUGGAGGAUAUAUUUCGUCCAGAUGAUGAAGAGUAUGUUGACAUUUUUCCUAAGUUGAAGAAAAUGGAGAUCAUCUACAUGAAAAAGCUCAAUACCAUUUGGAAAUCCCAUAUUGGUUUACAUUCCUUUUGUAGUUUAGACUCCUUGAUAAUAAGAGAGUGCCACAAACUUCUUCUGAUAAUCCCUGGUUAUAUGAUGAAAAUAUUUCAGAGCCUUCAAAGCUUGACAAUCAAAAAUUGCAAGUUAGUGGAAAACAUAUUUGAUUUUGCAAAUAUUCCACAAACUUCCGAUACAAUUGAAACAAACUUGGAUAAUAUACUUCUAGAAAAGCUGCCAAAAUUGGUGAACGUUUGGAAGGAUGGCAUCAAUGCAGUACUUAAAUAUAAUAAUUUGCAACGCAUAAAAAUUGCUGAUAAUCCAAAUUUAAAAUACCUCUUUCCACUUUUUGUUGCCAAUAACCUAGAAAAACUAGAAGUCCUUGAGGUGCGGAAGUGCUGGAUAAUGAAAGAGAUUGUUUUUUCUGACAAACAUUCAAGUGAAAGUGAUAUCAACUUUAAGUUCCCUCAUCUACACACUCUAUCAUUUAUAGACUUAUAUGAUUUGAGAAGUUUCUACUCAGGAAUUCACACUCUAGAGUGGCCAUCAUUGAAGAAAUUGGAUAUAGCUGAUUGUAGCAUGCUCGAAGGCUUCACUUUAGAAAUCAUAAAUUCACAAGAUCAACCGAUUACUUUAGCAACAAGAAAGGUGAUAUACAACUUGGAGUAUAUGUCAAUGAGCUUAAAAGAAGCAGAGUGGUUGCAAAAAUACAUUGUUAAUGUUCACAGAAUGCACAAACUAGAAGAACUUACUUUGUAUGGGUUGAAGAAUAAUGAAAUUUUCUUUUGGUUUCUUCAUAGACUUCCCAAUUUGAAAAGGUUAACAUUGGAACUUUGUCACUUGAAAAAGAUUUGGGCUCUUAAAAGUCUUAUUUCACCUGAAAAAAUUGGUGGUGUUGUGCAACUUAGAGAGCUUAAACUAGAAAGCAUGUGGUCUUUAGAGGAGAUUGGCUUUGAGCAUGAGGUGCUUCUUCAAAGGGUGGAACGCUUAAGCAUUCAACGUUGUACAAAAUUGAAAAAUUUAGUGUCAUCUUCGGUAACAUUUAGUUACUUAUCAUAUUUAGAAGUGAUGAACUGUAAAUCAAUGAGGAGUUUAAUGACAUGCUCAGCUGCUAAAACCUUGGUUCAACUCACAACGUUGAAGGUAUGCUCCUGCCCAAUGAUUGUGGAAAUCGUUGCAGAAAAUAAAGAGGAAAAAGUACAAGAGAUUGAAUUUAAACAAUUAAAAUCAUUACAAUUGGUGUCUCUACAAAAUCUCUCAAGUUUCUCAACUAUCAAGAAAUGUGAGUUAAAAUUCCCAUUAUUGGAAAAAUUAGUAGUGAGUGAAUGUCCUCGAAUGACAAAAUUCUCCGAAGAUCAAAAUGUUCCAAACCUACAAAAGGUACAUGUUGUAGCUGGAGAAAAAGACAAAUGGUAUUGGGAAGGAGAUUUGAAUGCCACUCUACAAAAACAUUUCUCUGACCAGGUCUCUUUUGAAUAUUCAAAGCAUGCAAGACUUGUUGAUUAUCCUGAGAGGAAAGAUGUUCGACUCGGAAAAUCUGCUUUUCCCGACAAUUUUUUUGGUUGUAUAAAGAAGUUGGAAUUUGGUGAAGCAUGUACAAGAAAUAUUUUGAUUCCCUCUCAUGUACUACCUUACUUGAAGAAUUUAGAAGAAUUGAAUGUAGAGAACUGUAAACCAACACAAGUAAUAUUUGACAUAGAUGAGAGUGAGCUCAAGAUGAAGGGAAUGAUCUUUCGUUUGAAAAACCUUAAUCUAAACAAAUUGUCAAAUUUAAAAUGUGUAUGGAAGGUAAACUCUGGAGGAAUUGUCAGUUUUCCCAAUUUGCAUAGAGUUGAUAUUAAUGGUUGUGGAAGUUUGGUAACAUUAUUCCCUGUAUCCCUUGCUAGAAAUAUUAAGAAGCUGGAGGUACUUGAAAUAACUGAGUGUGAGAAAUUGGUAGAAAUAGUUGGGAAGGAAGAUGGAAUGGAACAUGGAACGACAAUGAUCUUUGAAUUCCCUUGUUUGUCGUGGCUACUUGUUGAUAAUGUGCCACUACUGAGUUGCUUUUACCCUGGAAAGCAUUAUCUGAAAUGUCCGUUGUUAUAUAGCUUAUUUGUGGCCUCUUGCCCUAAACUAAAGCUAUUCACAUCAGAAUUUGAUGAUAAUCAGAAAGCAACAGUUAUAGAGGCUCCAAUUAGGCAGCUACAACCUUUGUUUUCGCUUGAAAUAUUGGCUUCUCCCAAACUGACGAGAUUGUCACUCAAUGAGGAAAAUGUUAUGCUGUUGAGAGAUGCACAAUUGCCAAAAGACCUCUUUUGCAAUCUAAAUGUUCUUCGAUUGUUCUUUGAGGAUGAUAACAAUGAGAAAGAUAGUUUGCCUUUUGAUUUCUUUCACAGGCUACCUAGUUUAACAUAUCUCAUGGUAGAAAAAUUCUUUGGCCUGAGGGAGAUAUUUCCCUAUCAAAAGCUUCAAGUUCACGAGAAUGUACUUGGAGGAUUGAAACAAUUAUUCUUGUUGAGACUAAAAGAGUUAGAGUCGAUAGGUUUAGAGCACACGUGGGUACAACCAUACUCUGAAAAGCUUGAAUCAUUAAAGAUUCACUUCUGCCCUCAAUUACAAAAAAUAGUUUCUUGUGCAGUGUCUUUCAUUAAUCUUAAAGAGUUGAGAGUGACAUUCUGUGACCAAAUGGAGUAUUUAUUCACACUUGCAACAGUCAAAAGUUUAGUUAAACUUGAGUCCUUAAUUGUAAAGUACUGUGAAUCAAUCAAAGAAAUUGCAAAAAGUGAAGAUGGAGAUGAUUGUGAUAAAAUAUUGAUAUUUGGACGACUUAGAUCAAUUGAGCUGUAUUCCUUACCAAAGCUACUAAGAUUUUAUUCUGGGAAUGCCACUUUGCGAUGCUUGUGUUUGAAAGCUGUGAUGGUAGCUAAAUGUCCCAAUAUGAUAAAUUUCUCUCUUGGAACAAUAAAUAUGCCAUUGUUUUCGGGGAUUAAUGUAUCAUCGAAAGAUUCUGAUUUAACCUUUGACGACGAUCUCAAUACAACGAUCGAGAGAUUCUUUCACGAACAGGAAUUUUUCAACCAUUCAAAGCACAUGAUUCUUGAUGAAUAUCUUGAGAUGACGGGAGUUCAGCACAUAAAACCCGCUAUUUCAGACAAUUUCUUUGGUAGUUUCAAGAAAUUGGAAUUCGAUGGUGCAUGCAAAAGAACUAUCGUAAUUCCAUUUCAUGUACUCCCUUACUUGAAGAACCUAAAAAAGUUGCAUGUGCACAGUUCUGAUGCAGUCAAGGUAAUAUUUGACUUUGAUGAGAGUGAGGACAAGACAAAGGGAAUAGUCUCUAGUUUGAAAACACUUACUUUAAACAACUUGUCAAAUUUGAAAUGUGUAUGGAAGGAAAAUCUCGAAGGAAUUGUUAGCUUUCCCAAUUUAGAAGAAGUGAUUGUCACUGGUUGUAGAAGCUUGGUAACACUUUUGUCUUCAUCCCUGGCCAAAAGUCUUGAAAAGCUUACGACACUUCAAAUGGAGAGGUGUGAAAAAUUGGAAGAAAUAGUUAGAAAGGAAGAUGAAAGGGAACAUGGAAUGACAUUAACGUUUGAAUUUCCUUGUUUGACGACGUUAUAUCUUGAAAAAAAUGCACUCUUGAGUUGCUUUUAUCCUGGAAAACAUUAUCUGGAAUGCCCCAUAUUAGAUGCAUUAUAUGUGGUCUAUUGUCCUAAGUUAAAGCUAUUCUCAUCAGAUACUGGUGACAGUCAUAAAGAAGUUAUAGAGGCUCCAAUUAGCCCGCCACAACAACCUUUGUUCUUGGUUGAAAAGGUUUCUGCCGAACUGAAGGACUUGGCAUUCAGUGAGGAAAACAUUAUGUUAUUUAGAGAAGCAAAAUUGCCAAAAAACCUUCUUUGCAACCUAAGUCGACUUUGCUUGUGCUUUGAGGAUGAUUACAAUGAGAAAGAUAGUUUGCCUUUUGACUUCUUUCACAUGCUACCCAAUUUAGAACAUCUUAUGGUAGAAAAAUGCUUUGGUCUGAAGGAGAUAUUUCCCUCUCAAAAGCUCCAAGUUCACGACAAAGUACUUACUGGAUUGAAAGAAUUAAUUUUGUUCGAACUAAGUGAGUUAGAGUCCAUAGGUUUUGAGCACGAGUGGGUGCAACCAUACUCUAGAAAGCUUGAACUACUAAAGGUUGAUACUUGCUCUGAAAUAGAAAACAUAGUUUCUUGUCCAGUGUCAUUCAUUAAUCUUAAAGAGCUGCAUGUGACGUUUUGUGAGGAGAUGGAUUAUUUAUUCACAUUUGGUACACUCAAAAGUUUGAUGAAACUUGAGACCUUAAUCAUAGAUAAUUGUGGAUCAAUCAAAGAAAUUGCAAGAAAUGAAGAGGAAGAUGGUUGUGAUGAGAUAAUAUUUGGACGACUCAGAUCAAUUAAGCUGGAAUACUUACCGAAGCUAAUAAGCUUUUAUUCAGGAAAUGCCACCUUGCAAUGUCCAUCUUUACAAACUGUGAUGGUAACUGAAUGUCCCAACAUGAUAACUUUCUCUAAAGGAGUCAUAAAACUAGCAAUGUUUUCGGGGAUUCAAACAUCCGAAGAUUCUGAUUUCACUUUCCACGUAGAUCUCAACACAUCUGUAGAAAGCUUAUUGCAUGAAAAGGAUAUUUUCAACUACUCAAAGCUUAUGAUUCUUGAUUAUUAUCUUGGGAUGUAUGGAGUUCACCACAGAAAACCUAUUGUUUCACACAAUUUUUUUGGUAGUUUCAAGAAAUUGGAAUUUGAUGCAGCAUGCAAGAGAACUAUUUUAAUUCCAUCUCAUGUACUUCCUUACUUGAAGAACUUAGAAGAAUUGAAUGUGCAUAACUCCGAUGUAGUGCAAGUAAUAUUUGGCAGUGAUGAGAUUGAGGUUGAGACAAAGGAAAUAAUCUUUGGUUUGGAAAAGCUUACUUUAAAACACUUGUCAAAUUUAAAAUGUGUAUGGAAGGAAAAUCUAGAAGGAAUUGUCAGCUUUUCCAAUUUGCAAGAAGUGGAGGUGGAUGAUUGUGGAAGCCUAGUAACAUUGUUCCCUUUAUCACUUGCCAAAAAUCUUGGCAAGUUGGAGACACUUGAUAUACGGAAGUGUGAGAAAAUGGUAGAAAUAGUUGGAAGGGAAGAUGAAAUGGAACACGGAACAACAAUAAUGUUUGAAUUCCCUUGUUUCACAUAUCUAGUUCUUGAAAAGAUGCCACUGUUGAGUUGCUUUUACCCUGGAAAGCAUCAUCUAGAAUGUCCCUUGUUAGACAAGUUAUAUGUGGCAUGUUGUCCUAAGCUGAAGCUAUUCAAAUCAAGUUUUGAUGAUGAUAGUAAAAAAGGAGUUUUAGAGGCUCCAAUAAGUUUGCUACAACAACUUUUGUUCUCGAUUCAAAAGGUUUCUCCCAAACCGGUGGGAUUGACACUCAAUGAGGAAAACAUUAAGCUUAUGAGUGAUGCACGUUUGUCAGAAGACCUUCUUUGUAAAUUAAAAUAUCUCAUACUAUCCUUUGAGGAUGAUAACAAUGGGAAAGAUAGUUUGCCUUUUGAUUUCUUUCACAAGCUACCCAAUUUAGAAUCUCUUAGAGUACAAAAAUUCUCUGGUCUGAAGGAGAUAUUUCCCUCUCAAAAGCUUCAAGUUCACAACAAAGUACUUGCUAGAUUGAAACGAUUAUAUUUGUCGGAAUUAAGUGAGUUAGAGUCUAUAGGUUUAGAGCACCCGUGGGUACAACCAUUCAUCAAUCUUACAGGGUUAUCUGUGAAGUUCUGUGAAAAAAUGGAAUAUUUAUUCACAUUUGUAACACUCAAAAGUUUGGUGAAACUUAAGACUCUAAUUAUAAAGAAGUGUGAAUCAAUCAAAGAAAUUGUAAAAAAUGAUGAUGAAGAUGGUUGUGAUGAGAUAGUAUUUGGACGGCUCAGAUCAAUUAAGCUGAAUUCGUUACCAAAGCUAGUAAGCUUUUAUUCGGGGAACGCCACUUUGCAAUGCUCAUAUUUGAAAAACGUGACGGUAGCUGAAUGUCCCAAUAUGAAAACUUUCUCUCAAGGAGUCAUUAAAGUGUCAAUGUUUUUGGAGAUUCAGACAUCAAAAGAUUCUGAUUCAAUAUUUGACGGCGAUCUUAACACAACGAUCCAAAAGUUGUUUCACAAUCAGGUAAUCCAUCAGUCGUAACGAACUUUUGGAGUUCUUCUUCCUAUACCAUUUGGUUAGCUGUGAUUUCCGCAUUGCAUUCUCAUAGGCGGAGGGAACAAUGAUGAUACAAGUAUCAUGAACAAAAGUUUAUUCUUAGUCUCUUUUUUGUUGUUUGAAAUGCUUGAAAUACAAAUAUACAUGGCCAUCU
This is a messenger RNA of Vigna angularis (adzuki bean), 9990 nucleotides long. RefSeq lists its product as uncharacterized. Gene Ontology annotation, molecular function: ATP hydrolysis activity; ADP binding. The record is from RefSeq and is a predicted model, not a curated record. NCBI's taxonomy places the organism in Eukaryota, Viridiplantae, Streptophyta, Magnoliopsida, Fabales, Fabaceae. The transcript has 15 exons. Bases 342 to 9821 code for a protein of 3159 amino acids.